Molecule: messenger RNA, 2233 nt
Organism: Oryzias melastigma (Indian medaka)
Lineage: Eukaryota; Metazoa; Chordata; Actinopteri; Beloniformes; Adrianichthyidae
Gene: hyal2b
Product: hyaluronidase 2b
Exons: 4
Coding region: 230-1651 (473 amino acids)
Biological process (GO): carbohydrate metabolic process; hyaluronan catabolic process
Molecular function (GO): hyaluronoglucuronidase activity; hyalurononglucosaminidase activity
Source: RefSeq, a predicted model, not a curated record
AAUAUAGCGAUCCGCUGUUGCUCGACCUCUUCCGUCAUGAGCUCCCCCGAAGUCAUUUCUUGUAGUUUUAACUUUUAAUCAUCGGAAUGGAUUAGACAAAAGAUGACAGCUAAUUUUCACAUGGCAGGGCGGUGCAAAAGGAAUGUAUCUGACGGUAAAAGGACGAGAAGAACCACGCAUUUUGGGCCUGGAAAGCACAGGGGGAAAGCAGUGAGGGUGUGGAGGGAACAUGGAGGGGAUGGUUCAUGCUCUCAUCAGCCCUUCUGGUCAGCUGGUUUGGAUGCUGUUGUUUACAUCAUUGACCCUCAUUUGUGCAGCUGAUACAAAACAGACAAACUGGCCGUUAUAUUCCAAGAAGCCAGUCCUUUUAGUCUGGAAUGCUCCAACUCAGGAGUGUGGCACCCGACAUCGUGUCACUCUGUCCUUGAACCAGUUUGACAUUGUAGCGACUCCAAAUGAGGGUUUCGUUCGACAAAAUCUCACCAUGUUCUACAAGGAACGCCUCGGGUUGUACCCAUAUUACGAGCACGGAGGCACACCGGUUCAUGAGGGACUUCCACAGCUCGCCAGCCUUUCUCAGCACUAUGAAAAGAUGCCUGACAGUCUGCAGAGGUACAUACCCGAGCCUGGGGCAAAGGGCUUGUCUGUCAUCGAUUGGGAGGAGUGGCGCCCAUUGUGGAUCCGAAACUGGGAUGCCAAAGAUAUCUAUCGAAGGAAGUCGUGCGAUUUAGUUGCCAAGAAGAACCCCAAGUGGACGCCAGGACAAGUGGAGAAAGUUGCCCUGCAGGAGUUUGAGUUGUCGGCUCGAAAAUUUAUGGUGGAGACCCUGAAACUUGGAAAGAGUUUGAGGCCGAAGCAGUUGUGGGGCUUUUACCUGUUUCCAGAUUGCUACAACCAUAACUACAAGGAGGAUCUGAGGAACUACACGGGCGCCUGUCCUGCUGUGGAGAUGGAGCGCAACAAUCAGCUAAACUGGCUGUGGAUGGAAUGUACCGCAUUUUUUCCAUCAAUAUAUAUGGACUCAGUUUUAAAGUCUACAAACUAUGGACGUCUGUUUGUCCGAAAUCGAGUUAAAGAGGCGAUGCGACUGGCAUCUGUCGGGGACGGAUUAGCUCGCCCUGUUUUUGUUUAUACUCGACCUACCUACAACGGUCAGAUGAUCCUACUUACUGAGACGGAUCUGGUUUCCACCAUAGGCGAGAGCGUUGCACUCGGAGCUGCCGGUGUCAUCUUCUGGGGAGAUACUUCUUAUGCAAGCACCACCAGCUGCUCCAUCUUGAAUGAAUAUCUCGUGGGCCCACUGGGUCGGUAUCUCCUCAACGUGUCGACGGCAGCAGAGCAGUGCAGCAGCCGCCUGUGCAGCUCCCGCGGUCGAUGCUUUCGCCAAGUCCCCGACAGGGAUGUGUAUCUUCAUCUCAGCGCGUCCACACACAACAUAACCAGUCAGAGUGGCCAGUUGAGAGUCACAGGAGGGCCUGGAAAAGCAGAAGUGACUUUUUUCCGUACACAUUUCCAGUGCCAAUGUUAUAGUGGGUACAAAGGGAAAGGUUGUGAGCUUAGAGAAAAAGGGCAGAAUAGAGCCUCCUCUGUUAUGGGCAUGUGGCCUCUUUGCUUUUUACUCCCACUUGCACUUCUCUUUCUGCUUCACUGACAGAACUUUAAGGAAACUGUAAAGGUUCUGUUCGGACUAAAAGGAGGUUAAUUCAGGCUGAUAAUGUUUUUGUAUUAAAAAAAAACGAUUAAGAUGGUAAAGUUGGUUUACAUGGCUGACUGGACAUAUCAGCAAAAUAAUUCAAUGAAAACUGUGAUGAGAUUCUCCUAUUUUUGUGAAAAGUGUUCUUGGUAAUGGAUUUGUAUUUAGUUUUUUUCACAUUUUUUUUGACAUGUCAUUAUGUUUUUCAUUAAGUUUUUUAAAAAAUCAAACUUUUUAGGCCAUGCUGGAGUUGUCCUCCACCAUUGUUCAAUAUGAGGAAAUCCUGUGCAGCGUUAAAACCAAGAGAAAAUAAAGUGUGUUUUUACUGUAAAACUAAACUGUUAAAGCGUCACUAAAGAUCUGGAAAGACACAUUUGCUGAUCAGCUAUUUAUGUUGAUUUCUAACUUAAAAGCUAAUAACGAAUCUGUAAGCUGUGAUGAAGCCUUACAUAAACGUGUAGUUCCUAUCAUUAUGCAGUAUUCUUUAGGUUUUCAUCAGUGGUGUGGCUGGACCUGCCUGUUUCCUCUUAAACUUUUGUA